CCACUACCUGAAUCAGUUGUUUUUUAAUGGAAGAUGUCAAAGUGCUUGCUUCUCUAGCUUCCCUCUUUCUGUGUUAUUGGGUGCUUCUUGUAGAGGGCACUGAUAGCCUUCUCUCUCCAAAGGGUGUCAACUAUGAAGUGAGAGAUUUUUGUUUGGUUGUUAUCAGUGGCUGCUUUGAUGUCCAUGAAGAGUAAGAUGUAUGACGAGUUUCAUGUUAUGCAUGAUUGGGAUAUUAAUUCGGUUGACCCCUGCACUUGGUACAUGGUUGGUUGCUCCGCCGAGGGUUAUGUCAUUUCCCUGGAAAUGGCCAGUGCUGGUUUAUCCGGGACGAUUUCCUCAGGAAUUGGAAAUUUGAGCCACCUUCAUACAUUGUUAUUGCAGAACAAUAAGUUAUCUGGUCCUAUUCCGACAGAGAUAGGAAAGCUUUUAGAGCUUCAAACCCUUGACCUUUCUGGUAACCAGCUAGAUGGAGAAAUUCCUAAUUCAUUGGGCUUUUUGACUCAACUUAGUUACCUGCGGCUCAACAAAAAUAAACUAUCUGGACAGAUCCCUCAGCUUGUUGCUAAUCUCACAGACCUUUCAUUCUUGGAUUUGUCAUUCAAUAACCUCAGUGGUCCCACUCCACAAAUUUUAGCGAAAGGUUAUAGUAUUUCAGGGAACAACUUCCUCUGCACCUCUUCUUCUCAAAUUUGUAUGGGAUUCUCAAAACCAGUUAAUGAUACAGGGUCAUCUCAGUCGACUGGUGGUCAUCACCAAAGGGUGCUUGCUGUUGUUAUUGGCUUCAGUUGCACAUUUGUAAUUUCGGUGGUGCUUCUUGUAUUUUGGUUGCAUUGGUACAGAUCAAACAUUCUGUACACAUCUUAUGUGGAGCAAGAUUGUGAAUUUGAUAUUGGCCAUCUGAAGAGGUUCUCCUUCCGUGAAUUGCAAAUUGCUACUGGAAGUUUCAAUUCAAAAAACAUCCUAGGGCAAGGCGGUUUUGGUGUUGUCUACAAAGGAUGUCUUGCGAAUAAAAUGUUAGUGGCAGUAAAGAGGUUGAAAGAUCCCAACUAUACCGGAGAAGUACAGUUUCAAACAGAAGUUGAGAUGAUUGGCUUGGCAGUGCAUCGAAACCUCUUGCGCCUUUAUGGAUUCUGUAUGACACCGGAUGAAAGGUUACUUGUUUAUCCUUACAUGCCCAAUGGCAGUGUUGCUGAUCGCUUGAGAGAGACUUGCCGUGAAAAGCCAUCAUUGGACUGGAACAGGCGAAUGCGCGUUGCUCUUGGGACAGCACGCGGGCUUCUAUACUUGCAUGAACAAUGCAAUCCAAAAAUAAUCCACAGGGAUGUUAAGGCCGCAAACAUUUUAUUAGAUGAAAGUUUUGAAGCUGUGGUGGGGGAUUUUGGUCUUGCCAAGCUCUUAGAUCAAAGGGAUUCACAUGUAACCACUGCAGUACGAGGGACAGUAGGUCACAUUGCUCCAGAAUAUCUCUCAACUGGACAGUCAUCUGAAAAAACAGAUGUUUUUGGAUUUGGCAUAUUACUUUUGGAACUCAUAACCGGACAUAAGGCACUUGAUGCGGGAAAUGCUCAGGUCCAAAAGGGAAUGAUUCUUGAUUGGGUUAGAACCUUAUAUGAGGAGAAACGGGUGGAAGUGUUAGUGGAUAGGGAUCUGAGGGGAUGUUUUGAUCCUGUAGAGUUGGAGAAAGCAGUGGAUUUGUCUCUACAGUGUACUCAGUCACUUCCCACUUUGCGGCCAAAGAUGUCAGAAGUUCUGAAGAUUCUAGAAGGUCUGGUGGGACAGUCAAUGCGGGCAGAGGAGUCACAAGGGGUGACUAACCUGUACGGUGAAAGGACUUGCAGUUUCUCACAAAAUUAUAGUGAUGUUCACGAAGAACCUUCCUUUAUUAUCGAAGCCAUUGAGCUCUCUGGACCUCGCUGACACCAGGUCUUGUCCUUUCAUGUACAUGUCUUUUUGCUUUUUAUCAAUACGGAAAACCCAUAGGAAUAUAUUGAUUUCUCCCUCAGUUCCUUUUAUCCUUAGGUUUUUUCAACAUUUAACUUAGUUCUAAAUGAUUAUAUUCCCCAGAAUAUUUAGGCAUCUUUUCAGUCAAUCUAUAAUUGUGACAUUUCUCUAGUUCGUAAUUUGUGAAUCUGCCUUUAGGCAGUGAAGUUGUAAAUAAAAAAUCUUGAAAAGGGUUUAUCCAUGGAAAAAUUGUUUACCCGUGAAAAAUUAUGAUAGCAUGUUGUUUGGGGCAGAA
This is a messenger RNA of Vigna angularis (adzuki bean), 2236 nucleotides long. RefSeq names its product probable LRR receptor-like serine/threonine-protein kinase At5g45780. NCBI's taxonomy places the organism in Eukaryota, Viridiplantae, Streptophyta, Magnoliopsida, Fabales, Fabaceae. Gene Ontology annotation, biological process: protein phosphorylation. Gene Ontology annotation, molecular function: protein kinase activity; protein binding; ATP binding. The transcript has 11 exons. Bases 178 to 1917 code for a protein of 579 amino acids. The record is from RefSeq and is a predicted model, not a curated record.